AUCUUGGAAUGGAAGGACAGAAGAAAGCUCGCCUCAUGGAAUUGUAGUUGGCUCUCCUUUCACUCUGACAGUGCUGCCCCUUUUAGUUUGUGAAUCUGUACUUGGUGUGUUUAAUUUGAAACCUGUCAGCUGCUCUCUUGACUGGGGCACUUAAUGUUUCAUAAACUAGUUUCCUUGGUGUGAAGGAAGUAGAACUUUUGAGCUACCCACUGCAUGAUUUUAAACUGAUUUGAAUAGCCUAAGUAAUUACUCUUUUUUUUUUGCUUAAUGAAAUUUUCCAAACAUAUUAAAAACAGAGGGAAUACGCCAGCACAUCCCAGUAUCCACCAGUCAGCCUGACACCCACCACCACCUGCCUGAGCCCCAGGCAGGAGAUAACUACAGGUGUCUGAUUCUGGUGGCUACCAUGCUUUCAGGGCCAUGAGCAUCUUCAUGAGUGGAAGGCAGUUGUAGGGUUCUUGGAAAGGACUCAGACUGAGCACUUCAAGGGCCUGAGGUGAAACUCAGAAAUGGGCAGCGGGCAUCAUGGAGCAAGGCGUUGAGAGCUUGCAUGUUUGUUGGGUAUCAGAGAACAGGGAAGGCCUCUCCUCACCUGCUGCUCCUCCCUGUGUGGCAGUGGCAUGUCACAGUGUUCUUUACGUCCACACACCUUUGCCAGUCCAUUAGCCUCAUGGGUCAGAAGGCAGCACGGUAGUUCUUGGUGGAGGUGGGCAUCACCAGGAAUGCUUCGGUGUGAGCUCCCACAGUACAGUCUGGAGGCUCACACCAUCCUUGCACACAUGGCCUUCCUGUCUUAGAUAUUCUGCCUUAUUUUGGAAUGCCAUCUUUGCUUAUGGUUUUUCACUUCUGUUAAAGUAGAACAUGGAGUUUGAAUGAGCCUUUGGUGUAACUAGCUAUGGCAAGAAUCUUCUAAGAGAUGUGCUCCUUGGAGGUGCAAUGUCCUUAGCUUGUUUGCCUUUUCCAGAAGCCACAAAAUGGCUUUGGAGAUAAACAGGCCCAUGCUACAGAGUCACCGGCACAAGGCACCUGGUGCGCAGGAGCUGAGGUGCAGCCUGUGGUUAAUUGGUAAUAAUCAUGUCCCCACAUCUGCACGGUGGGGGCUGUUUCUCUCAUUUCACACCCCAGUAUCCACCAGUCAGCCUGGUGCAUGUGUGUGGGGAAUAUUUAAAGGCAAUGUGACGUUCUGACUUGUCUGCAACAUUUCAGUGUCGCCUAGUUGGAAGGCCAGGUUUACGGGUCCAAAUUGUCCAUAGUACAGAAGACCAUUUAUCAGGUGAAGCCCGUAGACCCAUAGGCACAGCUAUAACCAAAAGAAUUCAUGAAAGGAGUAACAACUGAAGGUGAGUGGGUUUCCUCCACAGGUUUUCUCAGGUUUUUAAAUGCAGGUCACGUUGCAGGCUCUUCUGCCAGCUGUCCAUCCAUGCAAGGCAGUUGGUCACCCCGCAGGCUCACUUCGGAGAUGAAGAGUGCUGGGUUCAGCAGCGCCUCCUGUCCUUGGGUCUCUGUGUAUUUGAGGUGGAAUUGAUGAGCUUGGGAACCAGGGAGAAGCGGUGGAGCUGCUGUUGCCUUGAGCUGCCUGUGUCAGGCAAGGUCUCCGCCUCGCUGUGACUUCUGCUUCCUGGAGACACAUCUGCAGGCGUUCCUCACACAAACAAGAUUUUCUCCCUCUUGUGGAUCAUGGUGUGUGACUGACAGCUUUGGUAAUUUUCCCAGCUGGCUUUGAAAGUGAAGCAGGCUGACCCGUCACCAAGGAUUCUCUGCCAUGGAGGGUCAUGGAAGAAUGGGAAGAGGUGCUGGCAGUCACAGCAGCCCAGGGUUUGUCCGUGCUCGUUUAUAGAUUUGUGUGCCCACCCAGUCCUCACUGGGCCCUCCCAGUUUUAGAAAUGUUGAACACUAGUGCUUGUAAGAUUCGAACAGUGAGUUUACCAGCUCUGAGAAAAACGAACUCCAGAACCUUGAAGAAUGAUUCUCUGUUAUCGCACCCACAUCACACCAAAUCCGUUUGUCAUCAUUGCAGACUUGAUCUUUCUGGUUUCGAGCACCAUCUCACAGUUAGUUGUCUUUUUCCAGUCUGCUGUUGACAGGGUUAGCUCAGCCCGAAAGGUGCCCCCACCUUUGAGGCAGUACCCGCACGUGAUGUCCAGUACCGUGGUCUUCCCUCUUGCUGCUGCCUGUCAGUCGUGGCAGAGAAAGUGCCAUCUGUCAGUCUCCUUUUUAUGGACUCCUCAUCUUGAGAAUUGUAGUUGGGCUGGAAGGGUGCAGGGCUAAGUGGGGUGCAGGGAGGAGCCCCCGGCCCAGGGCUGGCUUGUCUUGGUUUAUAAGAAGCUGUGCUGGGCUCUCCUGGGGCCUCUGCGAGGUGUGUGGAGGCAGAGGCUGAGCAACGGGAGCCACACGUAGUGAGGCAUGGAUUUGCUUUAAAAAAAAUCUUUAGCAUCAUCUCCCUAUAGCAGCACUUGAAAUAAACAAGAAGAAGUUAGGUGGGCCAGGCCCAGCAAGAGGGAGGAACGCAGCCCUCCAGAAGCAGAGGUCAGUGGGUGCUGGCUGUGACUGCCCUGUCCACAAGGUCACCCUCUGUCCUUGAAAACCCAGGUGUUGACUGUCUACUGUCCGUACAUAAUUUUUCACCUUAGGCCUCAAAGAUGCUUGGGUGCGGGGCAGCUCUCAGAAUCAACCAGAAGCCUGGAGAGCCUCCAUCUGGCCACUACCAACACCCAGCUUCAUAAUGUCCCUGUGAGAUGGCCCCUUCACCCACCCACCCGUCGCCGCGCGGCCCGUUUCUUCAGCUCAUCCAGCCUUCACUCAGGUGUCCAGGGGUGCCUCCUCAGUCCAACCUAUUUGAAGUAACACCCCUUCCCUACCCCUUUCACUUCUUUGAUUUUUGUCUACCUGCCCCAGAACAUCAGCUCCAGGAGGAAGGGUACUUUGGGUAACCAGAUGGCAAAUUGCUGCGGCAUGAUCACAGAUCUUGGUAGGAAAUCACCAUUACAGAGUGAAUGGAAGCGAAUCACCUCAAAGAGGGUGCUGUUGACAGCGACAUGUUUAGCAACAGUUUCCAAACUUCCUGGCUGUGGGCUAGGGCUGUUUGGGGCGAUAAACCUCUCUCUGCCACCAUCUUUUCCACCCUACCCUACAUCAGGAUGGAUGAAAGCAUGGCCUUGCUUUUUAGGGUGCUCGUGUCUUUAAGACCUGUUCAGCCCUAGGCUUAGGGAGCAGGCCCUGCAGUGCAGUGGGUUGGGCUGUUGGAGACCUGAGGGCUAGGGGGAAAGGGGUGGGUAAAUGUGGUUCUGUUCUAAGUGGAGGGCCCCGCCUUAGGCGUGUCUCCCUUGGCCGCUGGGUGGUGGCUGCUGCAUGGAGGAUGGACUGAGGUGGGCCCUAGUGGAGGUGGGGGCGACACCUGAGGAGCAGGCCCUGCCGCGUCCUGGGGAAAGGCUGCAUGGUUGAGGCCUUCCCCUGCUGGCUUCAUCCUUGACAUGGCAGCAGAAGCACACAGAGUGGGGGCCCUACCCCAUUGCCCCUGCCCCUGAGCCCAGAGCCUGACCUGUGAUGGGUCCUCAGGACACGUUUUGUCCAGGAACUCAGGGGCCCAGGGGCCAAUGACAACCUUCACAGGCAUCUGCUGAGAAGACACUGGCCAGCGCUGGAUUUGCCCAGCUCUCCCAGGCUUGGUCCAAGGGCUCAGGAGUGGACCCAUCCCUGCCCCGAAAGAUCCAUUUUAAAAAUCAGUGACCUUGGACUUUUACUCUCUCUGCACUUGGUUAAGACUUUAUCCCUAAUUUUAUUUGAGCGGUGAGGCAGGGACUGCCAUCAUCCCGCAUUUUAUAGACGGGACAGACGGCCUCAUGGCUCCCUGUCAUGUCCAAGGGAUGGGCUGGCACCUCUCGGACCAGGCUUACCACCAGGGCCCUUCUCUGAAGCCCCAGUCUGACCGGCCUGCUGCUGGGAAUCCUCCUCUGCCCCCACACUAACCUCGGCUGGGGCUGAGCCAGGGCACGUCGGACCAGCCAGGGCGACCCAGCCAGGGUGACUGUCGGCCCCGCUCCUAUGGGGCAGCAGGGAGGGACGUCAGCAGGGUGGGGCGGGCACCCGAGUGGUAUGCCCCGCCCUGCCCCGCCUGCCCGCCCUGGUGGCCGUCUGGGGGCGACAAGUCCUGAGAGAACCAGACGGAAGCACGCUGGGACUGACACGUGGACUUGGGCGGUGCUGCCUGGGUGGGUCAGCCUGGGCUGGGAGGCAGCCCCCGGACACAGCUGUGCCCACACCGUCUGAGCACCCCAAGCCCGAUGCAGCCACCCCCAGACGAGACCCGCAGGGACAUGGCCGGGGACACCCAGUGGUCCAGGCCCGAGUGCCAGGCAUGGACGGGGACGCUGCUGCUGGGCACGUGCCUUCUGUACUGCGCCCGCUCCAGCAUGCCCAUCUGCACUGUCUCCAUGAGCCAGGACUUCGGCUGGAACAAGAAGGAGGCCGGCAUCGUGCUCAGCAGCUUCUUCUGGGGCUACUGCCUGACGCAGGUUGUGGGCGGCCAUCUCGGGGAUCGGAUUGGGGGUGAGAAGGUCAUCCUGCUAUCAGCCUCUGCCUGGGGCUCCAUCGCGGCCGUCACCCCACUGCUCGCCCACCUGAGCAGUGCCCACCUGGCCUUCAUGACCUUCUCACGCAUCCUCAUGGGCUUGCUCCAAGGGGUUUACUUCCCUGCCCUGACCAGCCUGCUGUCGCAGAAGGUGCGGGAGAGUGAGCGAGCCUUCACCUACAGCAUCGUGGGCGCCGGCUCCCAGUUUGGGACACUGCUGACUGGGGCAGUGGGCUCCCUGCUCCUGGAAUGGUAUGGCUGGCAGAGCAUCUUCUAUUUCUCCGGCGGCCUCACCUUGCUUUGGGUGUGGUACGUCUACAGGUACCUGCUGAGUGAAAAAGAUCUCAUCCUGGCCUUGAGUGUCCUGGCCCAAGGCCUGCCGGUGUCCAGGCACAGCAGAGUCCCCUGGAGACGGCUCUUCCGGAAGCCUGCUGUCUGGGCAGCCGUCGUCUCCCAGCUCUCUGCAGCCUGCUCCUUCUUCAUCCUCCUCUCCUGGCUGCCCACCUUCUUCAAGGAGACCUUCCCUGAUGCCAAGGGCUGGAUCUUCAACGUGGUGCCUUGGUUGGUGGCGAUUCCAGCCAGUCUAUUCAGCGGGUUUCUCUCUGAUCAUCUCAUCAAUCAGGGUUACAGAGCCAUCACGGUGCGGAAGCUCAUGCAGGGCAUGGGCCUUGGCCUCUCCAGCGUCUUUGCUCUGUGCCUGGGCCACACCUCCAGCUUCUGUGAGUCUGUAGUCUUUGCAUCAGCCUCCAUCGGCCUCCAGACCUUCAACCACAGUGGCAUUUCUGUUAACAUCCAGGACUUGGCCCCGUCCUGCGCCGGCUUUCUGUUUGGUGUGGCCAACACAGCCGGGGCCUUGGCAGGUGAGAGUGGGCCUCCGUGCCUAGGAGUUCCCCUGUCUCUGGGGUUUGAGCCCACUGAGGUGCUGCAGGGUGGGGGUGUGCCUCCCUUCAGAGGGGGUCCCGGUGUCAGAGGAGGGCACAGACCCCAGAGCAGGCCCAGGAGAGGAGGAUGUGGCUGCCUUCCAGGUUUCACUGGACUUUGCUGACGACAGGUGGCUCAUGGGUUGCCAUCUGCCCUGACUCACAGAUAUGUUCCCAUCCUGGGUCCCUGGGGUCCCCGGGACACCACCUGGCCCCGCUGAGUGCCGUGGAUGAUGGGGGUCCUCCAGCUCAGCCUCGCCUGGGCCGGCCUGUGGCUCCCAUUUCUCCUUCAGCGGGACAAGGGGGACUUGUUACCAGGCCAUUUCCUGGAUGGCCUGUGAGAUCUCUGCCUCUCCAAGACCCUCCAAGUCGGAGCCUGACCCACAGCUGGGACACUGAAUUCAGCCCUGGGAACCAUGGGGGCUUCUGUCUAUCAGGCGCUAGACCCCCAGCCCUUCCCCGGCACUACCCUGGGAACCAGGGUGGGGCGUGGGGCCUGGGCUGCCCGGGAGCACUCAGCCUGCCUGGGCCUCUCUUGGGCAGGUGUCGUGGGUGUGUGUCUGGGCGGCUACUUGAUCGAGACCACGGGCUCCUGGACUUGCCUGUUCAACCUUGUGGCCGUCAUCAGCAACCUGGGGCUCUGCACCUUCCUGGUGUUUGGACAGGCCCAGAGGGUGGACCUGAGCUCCACCCACGAGGACCUCUAGCUCCCAAUCCCACAGCCUCUCCAAGGACCCAGGUGCCAGCAGCCCCGGGACAGAGGGGACUCAGUGUGUGGGACUUGGUCACUCCAUGUCAGACGCACGAGCAGAGAGGAACACAAACCACCGUGGAGCCCGAAGCUCCUUAAGGAGAGUCCACACCAGCUGGUGGGAGGGUGGGGUGGGCCUGGGUCCCGACCAGGCUCGCUGCUCUCUGGGCCUCAGUUUCCCCACCUGCCAGCGGGCUCGGCCCUGUCCUCCUCACAGGCUGGUGUGGCCGUCAGGGUGAGUGGGGUUAUCGUUAGUAGGCGCAGCCUCAUUCCCACCACGAUCUGUUCCGCGUGGUUCCCGCCAAGCCUCCCGUGGUCGCCGUGCUCUCCACAAGCCUCCUGCAGCGCCUGCCUGCCAGUGUGAGGCUGGCACCAGGCUGCAGCCUCCCCAAUCCCAGCCCACGUUGCUGUGUCUCUGGCAGGCUGUCCUCCUUAGUGCGAGCUGUCCUGUGCACUGUAGGAUGCUUAAAGGUAUCCCUGGCCUCCACCCACCCCCAGCCAGCAGCACCUACCCUCCCUCCUCCCAGUCGGACAACAGCCAGAAAUGUCUCCAGACUCUGCCCAGCCUCCCCGGGUAGCCACCCUUGAGACACGACCUGAGUCUCUGCGUCUCCCAGCAGCCUGACAGAGACCCCCAGGGCAGUGGGUGGGUGGCGGGCUAGAGACCCUUGCCCGUUUCUGGGACCCUGGCGCCGCUCUCCCCUCCUGUGGAUCCCUCCGCACUAACAGUGUUCUCAGUGGGCAGACGCCUGGGCACCCCUUGGGCCCUGCCCAGCAUGGCCAUGGCGCAGGCUCUCGAACCUGCACGGCUUCCCCAGGCCUGGUGAUUCUGCUUUCCAGGGACGGUUGGCACCUUCCUCGGGGGCGGGCCCCAUGCACCCCAGAACACACAGACCCACCUUUCUGGCGUUCUUUCUACCUCCCUUUUCAUUGCCUGAGGAGCUGGUGGUUUCACGAGUUAAUGAUACAUCUUGCAAGGUGUACACGUAGAGAAAAAAACCUAAAAAUGUGGAAAAGCACGCCAAAGCCUUAUUUAAAUAAUAACUAUUAAACUAUUCAAAAAGAA
Symphalangus syndactylus (siamang) is the source of this 7304-nucleotide messenger RNA. It is a transcript of the gene SLC17A9, whose product is annotated as solute carrier family 17 member 9. Gene Ontology annotation, biological process: transmembrane transport; ATP transport. NCBI's taxonomy places the organism in Eukaryota, Metazoa, Chordata, Mammalia, Primates, Hylobatidae. The record is from RefSeq and is a predicted model, not a curated record. Gene Ontology annotation, cellular component: membrane. Gene Ontology annotation, molecular function: transmembrane transporter activity.